Oppiella nova is the source of this 2416-nucleotide messenger RNA. The record is from the annotation of a GenBank genome assembly. NCBI's taxonomy places the organism in Eukaryota, Metazoa, Arthropoda, Arachnida, Sarcoptiformes, Oppiidae.
AAUACAUUGACUGCAAACUCAAUACAGUUAUCGAUGUUUUGCUUUUGAUUCAAAUGUUUGGCAUUGCUUUCAAUCAACGAUUCAAAUGAAGUGAUUAUUAUUGCAGUGAAUAUUGAAUUUCAUAAUCAGUUGAUUGCAUUGCAUUUCACACCACAGUCUGAGUGACCAAUGAGUGAAUGGAUUAUCUGAGUGUUUGCCACCAAAUUGUGUCAAUACAAGUGCUGUGUGUCUGUGAGAUGUGUGUUGGAUCUAAUGGAUAGUCUUGUGGUGUGAUCUCACAGUCCUAUGUCUUGUGUAUUGGAUAUGACUUAAUCGGUGGCAACAAUUGCUGUGAAUAUCUCGCGAAAUGUUGCGGUUAUUACUGAUCCUAACGAUGGCGUGGAGGCUGUCGGACGCCCUCUGGAUGGAGAACCAGAUCCCUCGGAAGCGGAUCACUCAUCUUAAGGACUCGGAGGUGCAGAGGUUUCUGGGCAACGAGACUGACCAAGAUCACUUCAAACUGCUCGAACAGGACGGCGACUCUGUCCUCGUGGGCGCCACUAAUAUCGUCUACAAUAUCAGUCUAUUGACACUCAACGAGAAUAAGAGACUCCAGUGGUAUAGUACUGACGAUGACAUAAAAAUGUGUAAAUAUAAGGGAAAAUCAGACGAAUUGUGUCAGAACUACAUCCGAGUCCUGUCCAAGAGAUCUGCAAACGGACUCUUUGUCUGCGGCACCAAUGCAUACAAACCAAAAUGUAGACAAUAUUUAGAAAACAGUUUAGAGUUUGAAUUAGUGAACGAACAGUCGGGCGAAGGGUUGUGUCCCUACGAUCCGACACACUUGUCGACCGCCACCUUCUUCGAGGAGAACCUGUAUGUGGCGACAGUCGCCGGCUUUAACGGCGCCGACCCUCUCAUAUAUCGAUCACCUUUAAGGACAGAACAGUUUAAUCCUAAGCAUCUAAAUGCGCCGAGUUUUGUGAACUCCUUCCCCCACAACCAACACGUCUACUUCUUCUUCAGGGAAACCUCAGUCGAGUACAUAAACUGCGGGAAAGCCAUAUACUCGCGAGUGGCCAGAGUUUGCUCCAAAGACAAGGGCGGACCCCAUAAGUUCCGCAACCACUGGACCACCUAUGCUAAGGCCCGCCUCAACUGCUCCAUUCCCGGGGAGUUUCCCUUCUAUUUCAAUGAGAUCCAGGCGACCACAUCACUCGUCAAAGGCAUAUACGGCGGACACAACGCACAACUCGUUUACGGAGUCUUCACCACUCCUUCCAACAGUAUUAGUGGUUCCGCUGUCUGUGCGUUCAGAAUGGAUGACAUAUACAAAGCAUUUGACGGUCCCUUCAAAGGCCAAGAGGCUAUUGACUCGAAUUGGCUACCGGUGCAGACCUCGAAAGUGCCCGAACCCAGACCUGGUCUCUGUGUGAACGAUUCGCGACAAUUACCUGAUAUGACACUCAAUUUCCAUAAGGAACACACUCUGAUGGACAUGUCUGUGCCGGCCUUCUGGGGCGCACCAGUUGUCGUGCAAACCAGCUUUAAAUACCGAUUCACUCACAUCGCUGUCGACCCACAAAUAGAAACCGCUUCCGGAAAGACAUUUGAUGUGCUCUUCAUUGCCACCGAUGACGGCCGUGUCCUCAAAGCGAUCAACUCUGCCAGCGGUGCACUCAGUGGUCAUCACUACCACAACUCAGUCGUUCCGGUGGUGAUCGAAGAGGUGUCAGUGUUUCCCGUCGGCACUGCGAUCACCAAUCUAUUGGUUUACCACACCUUCUAUGAGGCGAAGCUUUUGGUCGUUUCCAACAACGAAAUCAAAUCAAUAAAACUGUUCCACUGUUUGGCCAAAACGUGCGGUGAAUGUGUGGCCCUUCAGGACCCGUACUGUGCGUUUGAUUUGGCGCGACAGCAGUGCACUAGUAGUAGAUCCCGGUUCUGGAAUCGCGACAAUUUUGUCCAGAAUGUCGAGGACGGAUGGGAUCCACGCUGUCCUGACGGUCGGCCCCCACCCACUGAGAGCACCAACAGAACGCCUCCCUAUUCGGACCCUCACGUCGUGAACCCUCGCGUCCCGGGGGACGACACGCCCUCUGACUUGGCGGCCACAGAGCAGACACCCAUAUAUAGCGGUGAGUCGUUCGCUCUGGCGGUGACCACAAGUGUCAUCACAUCGCUAGUGCUGGGCUUCAUCUUAGGCUACAUAUUCUCCCGGCGCUGUCGCAAAGAAGACCCCAAUAUUUGUUCGCCAUAUGACGACCCGCACCAGUACUUGGACGGGCGGUUGACCUCUAGUGACACAUUCCAGACACAGGCGCCGGUGAAUAACAAACCCAUAAACUUAGUUCUAACGACACAUAAGAAUUCAAAAAACUUGAAUCUGUCGGUAGAGAACAAACCCAUUCAGAAGGUGAAGAAGAUCUAUUUGUAG